CGCAGCUCACAGAGACUGUCCACGCGCUUCAGGCUUUGCUUCAAGAUGUUGGCCCGGCACGAGUCCAGCUAGAUAUGAAAAUUGUGCGUCCUCUUGUGUUGAGUUUGGUUUGUCGAGUCAAACAGAUCUUCCCCGCCAGAUAGCCCGCAGCUCAUCGCCUCUUUUGUUACUUCUUUAGAGAAGGUGAAGGUUUCCAAAAACCGCCACUGGAACUGAAAAGAGGACAUCUGCCGAAUACACAAGGCUUGAUCAUCUCUGAGGAAGAAAAUUGUCGCCAUGAGUUCCGAUAAGACCAAAAUGGAGGAUGAGGCAGUGUUGGACACAGGAGCGUCUUUUGUGAAACAUAUCUGUGACGAAGAGGAAGUAGAAGGUCACCACACUGUGUACAUUGGUGUGCACGUCCCGAAGAGCUACCACCGGCGGAGACGCCACAGACGCAAGUCGAACCAUAAGGAGAAGCAGGAACGGGUUGAGCAGAUUGUGGAAGCAUACAAGUCUGAUGUGGAGAGCGUGGAUGAUUCCAGCGCAAGCAUACUGAAACCUCUCAUUUCUCCAGCUGAUAGGAUCCGAUUCAUCCUGGGAGAGGAGGAUGAUGGACCACCACCUCCUCAGCUCUUCACAGAGCUAGACGAGCUUCUGUCUGUGGACGGGCAGGAGUUAGAAUGGAAGGAGACAGCCAGAUGGAUCAAAUUUGAAGAGAAGGUGGAGAAAGGUGGAGAGCGUUGGAGUAAGCCUCAUGUCGCCACGCUGUCCUUACACAGCUUGAUGGAGCUCAAAGCGUACAUUGAGAAAGGCACAAUCCUGUUAGACAUAGAGGCAUCCACACUGCCACAAGUUGUUGAGAUGAUCACCGACAACCAGAUUGAGACUGGUCAGCUGAAGGCAGACCUGAAGGAGAAGGUGCUGUACACGCUGUUACGGAAGCAUCGCCACCAGACUAAGAAGUCCAACUUGCGUUCUCUUGCUGACAUUGGCAAGAGUGUUUCCAGUGCAAGCCGACUGUUUUCAAACCAGGAAAAUGCACCGCGCUCCUCCUUCGAUCACUCUGUGCCUUGUUUAACUUCACAAGACUUGCCGGAAUCAUGUGAGGUCAUGAGGAGCUCCAGCACGGGACACCUCUGUAGCCCUACCACUACCCACCGGAACCUCACCUCCAACAGCCUGAGCGAUUUCUCUGAUAAACCAGAAAAAGACCAGCUGAAGAAUAAGUUCAUGAAAAAGUUGCCCCGCGAUGCUGAGGCAUCAAACGUGCUGGUCGGAGAGGUAGACUUCCUGGAAAGCCCCUUCGUUGCUUUUGUUCGUCUGCAGCAGGCCGUUAUGCUGGGAGCACUUACUGAAGUCCCUGUGCCCACAAGGUUUCUGUUUGUACUGUUGGGACCUAAAGGAAAGUCCAAGUCUUAUCGCGAGAUUGGAAGAGCCAUUGCUACCCUGAUGUCUGAUGAGGUGUUUCAUGACAUUGCCUACAAAGCAAAGGGCAGGAAGGACCUGCUGGCUGGAAUCGAUGAGUUCCUGGAUGAAGUGAUCGUCCUGCCUCCUGGCGAGUGGGACCCCGACAUCAGAAUAGAGCCACCCAAGUCUCUUCCCUCCUCAGACAAAAGAAAGAACAUGUAUGCUGGAGUUGAGGCACCUCAGAUGAAUGGCGACACCCCUCACGAUGCAGGACAUGGAGGAGGAGGUCACCAAGUUGGAGAGGAGCUUCAGUGCACAAGAAGGUUCUGUGGAGGUCUUGUCCUGGAUGUGAAGAGAAAACUACCAUUUUUUGCCAGUGACUUCUAUGAUGCGCUCAACAUUCAGUCUCUGUCUGCCAUCCUGUUCAUCUAUCUGGGCACAGUCACCAAUGCAAUCACAUUUGGAGGCUUGCUUGGGGAUGCGACAGAAAACAUGCAGGGAGUGCUGGAAAGUUUUCUAGGUACGGCACUGACAGGAGCAGUGUUCUGUCUACUAGCCGGUCAGCCCCUGACUAUCCUCAGUAGCACAGGCCCGGUGCUUGUGUUCGAAAGACUUCUCUUCAGCUUCAGCAAAGACAAUGGUUUUGACUACCUCGAGUUCCGGCUGUGGAUCGGCUUGUGGUCUGGCUUGUUCUGUCUGGUGCUGGUCGCCACGGACGCGAGUUUCCUGGUGCAGUACUUCACACGCUUCACAGAGGAGGGCUUCUCUGCGCUCAUCAGCUUCAUCUUUAUUUAUGACGCAUUCAAGAAGAUGAUAAAGUUGGCCCACCACAACCCCAUCAACUCAGAGUUUGAUCACAACCUCAUCACCCACUACAACUGCCACUGCGUACCAGGUAAUUUAUCACUCCUUGAUACGUCUGCCUGGACAAACAGUACUGAUCUGCCCGAGAAUGCCACCUGGGCGUCCCUGACUAUACAGCAGUGUGAGAAGUUCGGGGGGCAGCUGGUUGGAAAGGCCUGUGACUAUGUGCCUGACAUUACCCUGAUGUCCUUCAUCCUGUUCUUUGGGACCUACACCUGCUCCAUGGCUCUGAAGAAGUUCAAGACAAGUAGAUUCUUCCCCACAACAGUAAGGAAACUUAUCAGUGACUUUGCCAUCAUCUUGACAAUUCUUCUCUUCUGUGGCGUUGACGCUUUGGUUGGUGUGGACACUCCAAAGCUUAUAGUGCCUAGUGAAUUUAAGCCCACAAGUCCACAGAGGGGCUGGUUUAUUCCUCCUUUUGGAGGAAACCCCUGGUGGGUGUAUCUGGCAGCUGCACUUCCUGCCCUCUUGGUCACAAUUCUGAUUUUCAUGGAUCAACAGAUCACUGCUGUGAUUGUCAACAGGAAAGAACACAAACUAAAGAAAGGGGCCGGGUAUCACCUGGACCUGUUCUGGGUGGCCAUCCUGAUGAUAUUAUGCUCCUUCAUGGGGCUGCCGUGGUAUGUAGCUGCCACUGUCAUCUCCAUCGCCCACAUCGAUUCUCUGAAAAUGGAAACACAGACCUCCGCUCCCGGAGAGCAGCCCAAGUUCCUAGGCGUUAGGGAACAAAGAGUCACUGGCAUCUUUGUGUUCCUCCUGACGGGACUCUCUGUCUUCAUGGCUCCUAUCCUCAAGUUCAUCCCCAUGCCUGUGCUCUAUGGUGUGUUCCUCUAUAUGGGUGUGGCAUCUCUUAAUGGUGUCCAGUUCAUGGACCGUCUGCAGCUGCUUCUCAUGCCUGCCAAGCACCAACCAGACCUGAUCUACCUGCGCCACGUCCCCCAGAGACGCAUCCACCUUUUCACUUUCAUCCAGGCCCUGUGUUUGGCUCUCCUAUGGAUCCUCAAGUCUACUGUCGCUGCCAUCAUUUUCCCCGUUAUGAUUUUGGCAUUAGUUGCUGUCCGAAAGGCCAUGGACUACGUGUUCUCCCAACAUGACCUCAGCUACCUGGACGAUGUGAUCCCAGAGAAAGAUAAGAAGAAGAAAGAAGAUGAGAAGAAGAAGAAAAAUAAGAAGAAGGGAAGCAUUGACAGUGAAAUUGACUUUUCUGACUACCCCUACCAUGACAAUAUCCCCUCUAUAAAAAUCUCUAUGGAUAUGAUGGAACAGGAGCCCAUGUUGGGAGAUAAAUCUUUGGAUAGAGAUGAGCCGCAAACUUUCCUUAACCCCCAUUCACCGUGCUGAACACUACUUUGGCUCUCCCGCUGUGUAAGGGUGUUCUCCUGUUGGUGGGUGAAUUCCACCCCAGUCUCAAGUGAUUUGCUUUCUACCUGGAUUGCCCUGUGUUAAGCUCAUCCAUCUUCUCAUCAACUCUAACCAGCUCCUCUGUCCCAGCUUCCCUGCAUUCAGUAUUGGUCACUGUUACCAAAGGUCACCAUAGGGCAAUGUUCGAUGUCAAAAACUUUGGUUUUGCUGUUAUAUCACCAGAGCAUCAUCCUUCCCAUUUUCGUCAAACUUCACACUGGACUUUUCGUGGCUUUCUUUCAGCAAAGGCUAUUUUCUUGGCACUCUUCCAUUAGGGCCAGAUUUGUGGCAAACAACCUGAGUUCUUCUGAGCUACCGCGGGCUUUUGGUGGCUUCUCCAAGUCUUGCCUGUCCAUUUCGGUGGAUGACCAUUAUUUUGUAAGGCUUAAGCCAUACUCCUCAGUUUCAGAUGAUGGAUGGUACAGUGCUCUGUGAGAUGUUCAAAGUUUGGGAUAAUGCUGGAUAAGAGUUAACUUAUGUAUGACGUAUCAGAGUAAAAGGGGCUGAGGCAACCCACACUGUUUUAGAUUUUUAUUUGUAAAAAAAAGAAUACAUUGGGGUUUGUGGAUGUAAAGUGACAAAACGUGAAGACGUUUAAGGGAUGUGAAUACAACAAGACACUUCAUGACGCUUUUUUGUGUCCUUCUCUCAGUCUUGGCAGCGAUUCACAUGGUUCACCUAGGAUUCGGAUCGACCGGGAGGUUAAUGGUUUCCUCGGAAGGAAGAGCUCUGAAACCGAACUGUGAAAUAAAUCUUUAAAGAAACAGCACAACACUGCAAACAUAGCCAUUCUCUUAUUUUAUGUUAUUUUACUACCACAGUGCCGAUUCCUAGUGGUAUUUCUGUUUUAAACGACCCAAGGAUUUGAAUCCGAAUAGCUGGAAGUAUUUGUCUUAACCCUUCGGUGGUACUGAAUUUUAGGACAGAGCUCAUGCAUCAUUAGCUUUAAAACAACGGAGCUCCUAAAUGUUAUCUGAAUUCACUUUUGAAAGUAUCUGCAAUAAAUUUUUUAAUCAUAAAUGUUUUAACAUUUUUGAGCAUGACCAGAGGUCCAGGAAGCUAUAGCAAUUAUAUUAUACACUAAACUCAUCUACUGUAUACAUAUCGUCAUUCCCCAAAGUUGUAAUAUUUUUAUAAAACACUUGUGAAUAAGUUUGCUUCUUUUAGAAGUCACCGAAAUCUUCACCUGAACUUCAACACAUGAGAUCCACACGUCUUCCGUUUACAUGCUGUGAACAAAAGGGCUCCGCAAAGUCAUGUAUGCACAGUCACAAGUUGACUUUUAUAUUAGGUUCAAGGAUAUAAAAAUAUUUCACAGAUUUGUUCAUGGUUCCAACAAUUUAAAAUGGCACGUUUGUUUCGAUCUGUAACAACACACAGGUUUCAUCGUCUUUUUUUAACCCUUAUUUUUUUCUACCUUCGUCUAUGUAUUUAUUAUUAUAUCUAAACUCAGCAAAAUAACUUGCUGGUUAAAGUUUAUAUAAGGGGUGGACAUAUUUUGUUUUCAUGUCUUCUCUGUGGUCUCGGCUGUCUUUUCCCUGUUUACAGAGUACUGGAUAUAUGAAACCCCUAUGUAGCUCUACCUCUUCUUCUCUGUAGGUGCCAGACAUGUUUUAAAUAACUAAAAUGCAACCAUUGUCUAUUGAUUUGUGAUCAAACACUACUUUGAUUAUUUGAUUUAUUUCCCCACCUCAAUUUGGCACUGUAUAAAUGUCAGAUUUUUUGUUACUUAUGGUGUUGUUUUUUUUUUUAUCAUUAUAAAAUAAUGUUAAAUAGCAGAUAGGUGAAAGGUUGAAUCCACCCAAUUUUCAUACUUUGAUGGUUGCAUCAUUAUGACAUUAUAUGACAAAAUAUUAUCCUUUUGUUGAUAUUUCAAACACUGACGUUGAGGAGAAAUGUAUUCUAGCUUCUCUGUCGAAUUCAAUGUAACGUUGGCUUGCAAGACAAUCAGUUGUUUUAUUAGUUAGCUUUCAUUUUACAAUGGGAUCUUAUACAGAGGCUGAUUAUUUGAUUAAUAUUUAAUCUUUAAGUACUUUUAAGGUUGUGAUUAAGUUUUUUUUUUCUUUAAUAAUUCAAAUUCGGAUGCAAUGGGGCUAGUUGUGGAGGAGUUACUGCUUCGUAGUGUUUGGAGUAAAAAUCUGCGCAUCUGCUCUUCAGAAUACACGUGCUGUAAAAAAAAAAGUGCCUCCUUACAGUUUUGUUCUGUUUUUGCCUUUUGGUCACAUUGAAAUGUAAAAAAAAACACCUAACAAGUACUACAAAACAAAGAUAAGCUCAGUAAACCCAAAAUGCAGUUUUCAAUCAUGAUUUUAUUUAUGGGGCUGGCUAUCUAAUUUAACCCCGUCUUAUGUGAGAAUAUAUAUAUUACUGCUUGUGCCUCCCUUGGCUGCAAAUGUAGCUAACAACCAUUUGUGAUAACUGAUAAUUAGUGUGUUACAUCACUUACUUCAUGUUGUUAGGUUUGAUUCAAAUGAUUUCUUGGUUCCUCAUGUCACGCAGUAAUCCGGCUUGGAUGUUGCUGUUGAAAUGGAUCCAAAUGUGGUUAAUCAGUUACUUCAGGAUUUAAUAGGAGCGGCAAAUAGUUUUUCACACAGGGCCAGGUUGGCUUGAAUAGUUCUCAUCACAUCUUGCUGUAUUUUCUUUGGUUAUCUUUGUCUGAUAUUAAAGUUAGACUGAUCUGAAAUGUGUGACUAAAAAACAAAACAGGAACAGAAGAAAUCUGUAAUGGAGCACAUACCUUUUCACAGCACGGUAUUGCGAUUUUAUUUAGCAAAGGAAUGAAUCCUUUACAAUGUUCCUGCAUUUGUUAAAUAGCUUGAUUAUCAGUGGUACUAAACUAAUUCACCUGAUACAAAACUGAUUAAUUUAUAUCUGAGUGUAAUACAUCCAAAACAUAUUUAUUACUUGAUAAUUUCCUCAUGCACAAUCUGUUUUGUCACUGAUUUGUAUUGCAAACAUCUCAGAUUCAUCUUUCACAGUUGCAGCACUAUGCUUUUAUAAAUGUGAAGCUAAUGACUGUUAAAGUUUCUCUAUCCCAAAAAGCACCCUGUCUUCCUCUUUGUUCUGUAAUCUGCAUAUCUUGAACAUCGACCUCUCUUGUUCUGAUUCCAUAACUGUAAUAUUUAUCAUGCUGUAACACUGAAACCAGUUUUAUAUCUUAUGUGCUAAACAGUCAGGUUAUUCUGAAGGAAUUAAAGUGUCAGUGUUUUUCUAUGAAGUAGCGUUUUAAAUGAGAGCAAUAAAACAAUCUGAAUGAUUCUUAAA
Messenger RNA from Girardinichthys multiradiatus, 6918 nucleotides. RefSeq names its product electrogenic sodium bicarbonate cotransporter 1-like. The coding region runs from base 277 to 3594 and encodes 1105 amino acids. The transcript has 27 exons. Gene Ontology annotation, molecular function: sodium:bicarbonate symporter activity; solute:inorganic anion antiporter activity; monoatomic anion transmembrane transporter activity. Lineage: Eukaryota; Metazoa; Chordata; Actinopteri; Cyprinodontiformes; Goodeidae. Gene Ontology annotation, cellular component: plasma membrane; basolateral plasma membrane. Gene Ontology annotation, biological process: regulation of intracellular pH; monoatomic anion transport; bicarbonate transport. The record is from RefSeq and is a predicted model, not a curated record.